Pediculus humanus corporis (human body louse) is the source of this 681-nucleotide messenger RNA. Its product is annotated as vacuolar ATP synthase subunit E, putative. Gene Ontology annotation, cellular component: proton-transporting two-sector ATPase complex, catalytic domain. Gene Ontology annotation, biological process: proton transmembrane transport. NCBI's taxonomy places the organism in Eukaryota, Metazoa, Arthropoda, Insecta, Psocodea, Pediculidae. The record is from RefSeq and is a predicted model, not a curated record. The coding region runs from base 1 to 681 and encodes 226 amino acids. The transcript is spliced from 4 exons. Gene Ontology annotation, molecular function: proton-transporting ATPase activity, rotational mechanism.
AUGGCGCUUAGCGAUGCAGAUGUUCAAAAACAGAUUAAACAUAUGAUGGCCUUUAUUGAGCAAGAGGCAAAUGAAAAAGCAGAAGAAAUAGAUGCUAAAGCUGAAGAAGAAUUCAAUAUUGAAAAGGGAAGAUUGGUCCAACAGCAAAGGCUCAAGAUCAUGGAAUACUAUGAAAAGAAAGAAAAACAAGUUGAAUUGCAAAAAAAAAUUCAAUCAUCCAACAUGUUAAAUCAAGCUCGUUUGAAAGUUUUAAAAGUUCGUGAAGAUCAUGUAAGAAAUGUUUUAGAUGAUGCUCGUCGUCAUUUGGGUGAAAUUACAAAAGAUGCUAAUCGUUAUGGAAAACUUCUUGAAAGUCUUAUUGUUCAAGCAUUGUUACAGCUUAUGGAACCUGCUGUUACUAUUAAAGUGAGACAACAAGAUGAAGCUCUUGUUUCGAGUAUUCUUCCAAAUUGCGUUUCUCAAUACAAAGAAAAAAUAAAAAAAGAUGUUACAUUGAAAAUAGAUAAAGAUAAUUGUUUACCAGCUGAUACCUGUGGUGGAAUUGAACUUCAAGCGCAAAGAGAUAGAAUUAAAAUAUCAAACACUUUGGAAUCAAGAUUAGAACUCAUAGCACAACAAUUACUUCCAGAAAUUCGUUCUGCUUUGUUUGGUCGCAAUCCAAACAGAAAAUUUGCAGAUUAA